UCUUGCAAUCCAUUGAGCUAUAACCCUAAAAUACUACAUCUUAAUAGCAAAUUCUUGACAAUCAAGAAAUCUUGGCGAAACUAUGCCGUCCGUUCUGACUGGUAAGCUUGAGGCUGAUGUAGAGAUCAAGGCUUCCGCCGAGAAGUUCCAUGAUAUGUUCUGCAACAGACCACACCAUGUGUCCAACGCCUGCUCUGACAAGAUACAAGGGUGUGAUUUGCAUGACGGUGAUUGGGGGACUGUGGGUUCCAUUGUCUACUGGAGUUAUGUGCAUGAUGGAGAGGCUAAGAAAGCGAAGGAGUUAGUUGAAGCAAUUGACUCAGAGAACAACUCAAUCACUUUCAGAGUGAUUGAAGGAGAUCUCAUGAAGGAGUACAAGAGCUUUGUGGUCAAAAUUCAAGCUACAACCAAGAGCGAGGGUGAGGGCAGUAUAGUGCACUGGACUUUCGAAUACGAAAAGCUGCACGAGGGCAUUGCACAUCCAGAGACUCUGCUGGAAUUCGCAGUCCAAGUCUCCAAAGACAUGGACACUCACCUCAUCCAAGGAAAUUAGCUAUUAUCGAAUCCCAUGUUGUGUGCUACUAUUAUGAUAAGUACUGAUCUAAGAAUAAGCUUUCUUUUUCCUUUUAAUUGGAAUAUUUGCAUGUUGGAAUAUGCUGUAUGCCUGAGGUGGGAAGCUUUCUGUGUUAUGUACCAGAGAAGAAAUAAAAAAAGAUAAGCAGGCAGAAAGCUUUUUAUCUUUUUGUAUGUUAAUUAGUUGUUUUAUGUAUCGAGUUGAGUGUAUCUUCUUUUGCGCUUCGAUUG
Molecule: messenger RNA, 804 nt
Organism: Theobroma cacao (cacao)
Lineage: Eukaryota; Viridiplantae; Streptophyta; Magnoliopsida; Malvales; Malvaceae
Product: MLP-like protein 31
Biological process (GO): defense response
Source: RefSeq, a predicted model, not a curated record